Messenger RNA from Pisolithus orientalis, 1308 nucleotides. RefSeq lists its product as uncharacterized. The transcript has 4 exons. Lineage: Eukaryota; Fungi; Basidiomycota; Agaricomycetes; Boletales; Pisolithaceae. The record is from RefSeq and is a predicted model, not a curated record. Bases 200 to 1273 code for a protein of 357 amino acids.
GUUAUCAUCGUGUGUGACAUGAGGCAUCGAGGGUAUGUAUAUAUAGUUACCUCUGCAGGCUGAAGUGUCCAGGUGCCGAGUUUACCCUCAGCCCGCUUCCAGUUCCAGUGCCUUGGUUGAACGUGUAGAACGUUCUCUAAUUGCCUCUUUCUGCGCGAGAACACAGAUUUUUAGGGAAAUAUUCGGGGGAUCUCCUGUGAUGUCUACCAUCCGAACUACGAAGUCGGAAGGAUCCGGCAAGGUUGAAGGUUCUCAAGAGCAAACCUCGCCGGAAGUUCAUUCAAAUGUAGUACGCCAGCCUUCGCAUCAGAGCCCACAUCCGGGGAAAACUAGUGAUCAGCCAACGAGUCAAUUGACACACCAUGCUUCGCACAGAAGUACUGCCCCGCAUGAUGCCACCGUCCAUUCGGAUGCACCGAAUCCUGUGCACACGGGUGCCCCUGUUGGGGAAUCGCCGAAGCACGCGGACGCCUCGCCUGCUGGCCAGACAGGUGAUGGAACUCGGGCUGAGGCUGACCAUGAUGUUCUGUCGCGCGCACACACCGUUUCCAGUCCCCACUCCGGAUCACACCAACGUAAGGCCACGGAACCCAGCCCUGCCGCUGAAAAGGUACAUGAGGUUCACCGCCACACCCCUGAUCCUACGCAUAUUUCGACCACACACCCAAUGCCAGGUCUGCACUCUGGCACACAUGAGUACGCCCAGACCCGUUACGUGGAGAUGUUACUUGCACUAGACGACAUUCCGAACCUGUACAAGGUGUUGGCGGCAUUCUUCACCUGGAUAUUGUUGGCUGGUUUUAUUCUAUUUCCUGGGACAUUCGCGACGUGGGCAGAUAAACCGGCCGGUACUACUGAACAUGAGCUUGCUUCCAUAAUCAACAACGUACCAUUGCUGGUGAUCGCAUGGGUGUGUACGGGCAUUGGAGGAUUAGGAAUGCUUUGGCUAUGGUGGCGAUGGAGAAAGAAUUAUGUUUGGAUUGUCAACAGGAUCUUCGUCCCCGGUCUUUUGAAUUCUCUCGCAGGACUAAUUUCUACGUUGACUAAUAUUUACAGCAGCGCAGGCUCUUUAUCUGGCACCAGUGGUUUCGGCAACCUUGGCGCUUUGAUCAGCUCGUCUGCACUGUCAACCAUCAUUGUUACGGGUGCCAUUAUGGUGAUUUGUGCCUUGAUGGUGUUGAUAUAUCAGUUCGUGUUGAUACGGGGACUCAGAAAAGAGCACGAAAGGAUAGAGAGAGAGAGAGAGACUGGAAAGGGAAGCAAGGAAGUUUGAGGAAAAGAUUGGAUGGUGUAGUCUAUUUUGUCAUU